Vombatus ursinus (common wombat) is the source of this 1521-nucleotide messenger RNA. It is a transcript of the gene NAA80, whose product is annotated as N(alpha)-acetyltransferase 80, NatH catalytic subunit. The record is from RefSeq and is a predicted model, not a curated record. Gene Ontology annotation, biological process: protein acetylation. The transcript is spliced from 2 exons. Bases 127 to 882 code for a protein of 251 amino acids. Gene Ontology annotation, molecular function: N-acetyltransferase activity; acetyl-CoA binding. Gene Ontology annotation, cellular component: cytoplasm. Lineage: Eukaryota; Metazoa; Chordata; Mammalia; Diprotodontia; Vombatidae.
GCGUGGAGCACGGGCCUGGGAAGCCGCGGCCGCCGGGGAAGAGCCAGAGCCGGGAGCCAGCAUGAGGAGAAUGGAGAAUUGGUCAUAGAUCCUGAGGGAAAGCGGCGGCUCCUGACCAGCGGCUGGAUGAUGGCCUCUUUGUCCUCCUUGGCUUCGGGCCCUGGCCUCGAUGGGCUGACCCUGGAGCCAGCCCACCUGCGUCCAGAGCUCCUAAAUGCCUGUGCUGACCUCAUCAACCAGGAGUGGCCUCGGAGUCGAGCCUCACGCCUGCACUCCCUGGGCCAGUCUUCAGACUCCUUUCCCCUGUGCCUGGCCCUGCUGGGGCCACCCCCAACCCCAGGGGCCUUGCCCACAGUCCUGGGCCAUUCCCGCCUUUCCCGAGUCGCUGCCCACGAUCACAGCCUGUUGGUGGAAACCGUGGUCGUGGCUCGGGCCCUUCGGGGUCAGGGGUUUGGCCGACGCCUCAUGGAGGCCACUGAGGCCUUUGCCAAGGCCCGGGGCUUUCGUCGGCUGCACCUGACCACCCACGACAAGCAGCAUUUCUAUGCCCACCUGGGCUAUAAGCUCGGGGAGCCAGUUCAGGGUGUCGCCUUCAGUAGCCCUCUGUCUGCUGCUAUCCUCCAGGCCUUCUCCCAGUCUGCCAGCCCUUCAGAGCCUAAAGCCCCCCCCCCCCGCCGGAAGACUUCAGGGACCCCCCCUCCUUCUGCCCCCCCCCCUAGGCCCAAUAUGCCCCCUGCACCACCACCCCCUCCUCCUUUACCUGCCCCCCUUCUCAGCCCUCCAGCUCUUUCCCCCACAGGCCCCCCAUGGCAGAGCCUGGAGGAGACACCAUACAGGGACAUCCGGGGCCGCCCCAUAUUUUGGAUGACAAAGGAGAUCUGAUGGGGUUGGCCUCAUGGCCUUUCAGCUGAGGAUAGAAAGAAGGAAAGCAUGCAGGGAAGGAUCACAAAGAAUGGUCAGAAGAGAUGCCUGAGAAGAUGGGGCGACCACCCAGCCCCAUCCCAUUUUUCUUUUUGGGGGAGGGGAGAGGUGUUGGGGGGCACCAAUCUCAGUGCCAAAAAGACACUCAGUAUAGGAGCUGGAGAAUGAGAGGCCACGGAGAAUAUACUGGCUAUGCUAGCCGUGUCUGUAGCACUUUAAAGUUUACAAAACACUUCUCUCACAAUGCCCCUGUGAGGGAAGAAGGGUUGCACAUAGGUAUUAUUGUCCCCAUUUUCUAAAGGAGGAAACUGAGUCCUGGAGUGGCAGAUCAGACUUGCAAAGUGGCAAAGCUGGUGUUUGAUCCCAGGCUUUUCUUCCAAAUCCAGCACACUGCGAUACCUCAGACAUUGUGCCAGUUGCCUCGAAGAUCCUAAGCUCAGUGACUGUGUCAGGGUCUGUGUCAGAUCUGAACAAUGGGUAAAGGUCUCUGCACUCAGUGGGUGCUUAAUAGGUGUUGGUUGGAUUUGUUAAAUUGUUAAGCAGCAUGGCUCUGUGUGAGCAGCACUAAAUAAAGCAGCCCCAUCCCGGGGACCAUAUGGC